AUUAAAAUGUAAAUUUGCUAUCUGGAAGAAGAGGGUAAAAGUCCUCAAUGCAACAUUUUGUCCCAUACUUGGGAAGAAAGGGACAGUCCUCUCUCUGCCGGGUCGGAGUGGCUGGCCUGGGAACUACAGAGUCCUGUAUGGCUGGCUUUGCCUCCUGAAGUGCCACUUCACUACAUAUGUCCAGGAAACAAGGAGUUGGGAACUAUCAGACCAGUCUCUGGAAAUUCAGUUUUCCUCUAUAAAAUGGAAAGGAACAACUCCAAAGUCAGGUCUGAAUUUCCUGCUGCUAUUCACAAAGAUGCUUUUUAUCUUUAACUUCUUAUUUUCCCCACUUCCAACCCCGGCACUGAUCUUCAUCCUGACAUUUGGAGCUGCUAUCUUCCUGUGGCUAAUUAACAGACCUCAGCCAGUCUUACCUAUUACUGACCUGAACAACCAGUCUAUUGGAAUUGAGGGAGGAGCACGGAAGGGUGCAUGCCAGAAGAACAAUGACCUAAUACGUUACUACUUCUCAGAUGCCAAGACAGUGUAUGAAAUUUUCCAAAGAGGAUUUGCUGUGUCUGACAAUGGUCCCUGCUUGGGAUAUAGAAAACCAAACCAGCCCUACAGAUGGCUGUCCUACAAACAGGUGUCUGAUCGAGCAGAGUACCUGGGAUCCUGUCUCUUACAUAAAGGACAUAAGCCAUCACCAGACCAAUUUAUUGGCAUCUUUGCUCAGAAUAGGCCAGAGUGGGUCAUCUCCGAGCUGGCGUGUUACACAUACUCCAUGGUAGCAGUCCCCCUGUAUGAUACCUUGGGACCAGAAGCCAUCAUAUAUAUUGUCAACAAGGCCGAUAUUGCCACAGUGAUCUGUGAUACACCUCAAAAGGCAUCAGCCUUGGUAGAAAAUGUGGAGAAGGGCCUCACCCCAAGCCUGAAGAUGGUCAUCCUCAUGGACCCCUUUGAUGAUGACCUGAAGCAAAGAGGGGAGAAAAUUGGAGUUGAGAUCCUAUCCAUGUUUGAUGCUGAGAAUAUAGGCAAAGAGAACUUCAGAAAACCUGUGCCUCCUAGCCCAGAAGAUCUGAGUAUCAUCUGCUUCACCAGUGGAACCACAGGUGACCCCAAAGGAGCUAUGAUGACCCAUGAAAAUAUUGUUUCAAACACUGCUGCUUUUCUCAAAUGUAUGGAGCAUGCUUUUGAGCCCACUCCUGAUGAUGUGAUCAUAUCAUACCUACCCAUGGCUCAUAUGUUUGAGAGGAUUGUACAGGCUGUUGGGUACUCCUGUGGAACCAAAAUUGGGUUUUUCCAAGGAGAUAUUCGGUUGCUGCCUGAUGACAUGAAGACUCUGAAGCCCACAGUGUUUCCCACAGUGCCUCGACUCCUUAACAGAGUGUAUGAUAAGGUACAAAAUGAAGCCAAGACACCCCUAAAGAAGUUUUUUUUAAAAUUGGCAGUUAACAGUAAAUUCAAUGAAGUAAAAAAUGGUAUCAUCAGGCGCAACAGUAUCUGGGACAAACUCAUCUUUUCCAAGAUCCAGGCCAGCCUGGGCGGGAAGGUUCGCUUUGUGAUCACUGGAGCUGCCCCUAUCUCUGCUGACGUCAUGACAUUCCUUCGGGCAGCAAUGGGAUGUCCGGUGUUUGAAGCUUAUGGUCAAACAGAAUGCACAGCUGGCUGUACAAUUACUUUACCUGGAGACUGGACAACAGGCCAUGUUGGAGCCCCACUAGCUUGUAAUCAUGUGAAGCUGGAAGAUGUGGCUGACAUGAACUACUUUUCAGUAAAUAAUGAAGGAGAGAUCUGCAUCAAAGGCACCAAUGUGUUCAAAGGAUACCUGAAGGACCCUGAGAAGACACAGGAAGCCCUGGAUGAGGAUGGCUGGCUCCAUACUGGAGACAUUGGUCGCUGGCUCCCGAAUGGAACUCUGAAGAUCAUUGACCGUAAAAAGAACAUUUUCAAGUUGGCCCAAGGAGAAUACAUUGCUCCAGAGAAGAUAGAAAAUAUCUACAUCAGAAGUAGACUGGUGUCACAAAUUUUUGUUCAUGGGGACAGCUUACGGUCAUUCUUAGUGGGAGUGGCUGUUCCCGAUACAGAUGUACUUCCCUCAUUUGCAGCCAAGCUUGGGCUUAAGGGCUCCUUUGAAGAACUGUGUCAAAACCAGAUUAUAAAGAAAGCCAUUUUAGAAGACUUGCAGAAAAUUGGGAAAGAAGGUGGUCUUAAAUCCUUUGAACAGAUCAAGGACGUUUUUAUUCAUCCAGAGCCAUUUUCCAUCGAAAAUGGGCUCUUGACACCAACAUUAAAAGCAAAGCGGGGAGAACUUUCCAAAUACUUUCGGACCCAAAUCAAUAGCUUAUAUGAGGAUCACCAGGAGUAGAUUAAGUUGGCUGCUGAGCUGGAAGCUGUAGGGGAAGGAGCUGAAACUUAUGUCUAAUGAACUUUUCCAGUACAUGAAGCAAGUGCUGAAUAAAAACUCCGGAACUGGGAACAAAGAUCUGUGGGCAAACAUCAUGCCCACACAACAAGCUUAUCUUCUGUGAAGGAAGCAACUGAUCUUCCCCUACUACUCCGGACUCCAUUUUCAGCUGUACCUCACCCCCAGAUAUGUGUUGCUUCUACUUGUAAAGUCUUUAAAAUAAACUUGCAGAUAUGCA
Messenger RNA from Tupaia belangeri chinensis (Chinese tree shrew), 2627 nucleotides. RefSeq names its product acyl-CoA synthetase long chain family member 5 (gene ACSL5). The transcript is spliced from 24 exons. Gene Ontology annotation, cellular component: mitochondrion; endoplasmic reticulum; membrane. NCBI's taxonomy places the organism in Eukaryota, Metazoa, Chordata, Mammalia, Scandentia, Tupaiidae. Gene Ontology annotation, molecular function: arachidonate-CoA ligase activity. The coding region runs from base 299 to 2350 and encodes 683 amino acids. Gene Ontology annotation, biological process: positive regulation of long-chain fatty acid import across plasma membrane; fatty acid metabolic process; long-chain fatty-acyl-CoA biosynthetic process. The record is from RefSeq and is a predicted model, not a curated record.